Gastrolobium bilobum is the source of this 651-nucleotide messenger RNA. Its product is annotated as acyl-CoA-binding protein. The coding region runs from base 130 to 402 and encodes 90 amino acids. NCBI's taxonomy places the organism in Eukaryota, Viridiplantae, Streptophyta, Magnoliopsida, Fabales, Fabaceae. The transcript has 4 exons. The record is from RefSeq and is a predicted model, not a curated record. Gene Ontology annotation, biological process: fatty acid metabolic process. Gene Ontology annotation, molecular function: fatty-acyl-CoA binding.
GCGCGUGAGUGAGUGGUGAAUAUAUCCAGAGACAACGCAAUUAUAAGUACGCUUCGAACGUAACGCUCAUCAUCGUGUAGAAGCAACAAUCAGAUCAAGAUCACUUUCAAUCUCACAACCAAAACAAACAUGGGUUUGCAGGAGGAUUUUGACCAGUAUGCUGAGAAAGCCAAGAGUCUGCCAGAGAGUACAACAAACGAAGACAAGCUUAUCCUUUAUGGAUUGUUCAAGCAAGCCACUGUUGGACCUGUCAAUACCAGCCGUCCUGGAAUGUUCAACAUGAGGGACAGAGCUAAAUGGGAUGCAUGGAAGGCUGUUGAAGGGAAAUCCAAGGAGGAAGCAAUGAGCGAUUACAUCACUAAGGUGAAACAGCUACUCGAAGCAGCCGGCCUUCCUGCUUGACAACAUUGCCAUCUCUUGCUUUCUGAAUUUGUGCUAAAAUGUUUCGAAGUGUUUGGAAAAUAAACAAUUGCAGUGUUUGAUCUAGAACUCUAAUAUGUAAUCUUAUUUAUUGGUGACGAAUUAGAUCUGUUGCUUUCAGUUCAUUAACUGUGUCACUACUAUUGAAAAUGGUUGUACACAGAUGCAAUGUUCCAGAGACUUAACAAUGUCUAUCUAGUAUAAUUAAAACUGUUUCAACUUUGGACUUCA